Messenger RNA from Suncus etruscus (white-toothed pygmy shrew), 1369 nucleotides. RefSeq names its product gastrin releasing peptide receptor (gene GRPR). Gene Ontology annotation, molecular function: G protein-coupled peptide receptor activity. The transcript is spliced from 4 exons. Gene Ontology annotation, biological process: G protein-coupled receptor signaling pathway. Gene Ontology annotation, cellular component: membrane. Bases 81 to 1289 code for a protein of 402 amino acids. NCBI's taxonomy places the organism in Eukaryota, Metazoa, Chordata, Mammalia, Eulipotyphla, Soricidae. The record is from RefSeq and is a predicted model, not a curated record.
CUCAUCUUCACGCAACUGCUGAACUCAAGUCCAAGAACCCAGCAGCUCCAAGCACCUCUGGGUGGGAAAGAACAGAGAGGAUGGCUUUAAACGACUCUUUCCUGUGGCACUUAAAGGUCGACUCCCAGACGGCCUGCAAUGACUCCAAUCACAGCAUGGAUGCCCCCACGAAUGAUGACUGGUUCCAUCCAGAGAUCCUUUAUAUCAUCCCUGCCGUGUACGGGGUCAUCAUCCUCAUAGGGCUCGUGGGCAACAUCACCCUGAUCAAGAUCUUCUGUACGGUCAAGUCCAUGCGCAAUGUACCCAACCUGUUCAUCUCCAGCCUGGCUCUGGGGGACCUGCUCCUCUUGGUGACCUGUGCUCCCGUGGAUGCCAGCAGGUACCUGGCUGACCGAUGGCUGUUUGGCAGGAUUGGUUGCAAAUUGAUCCCCUUCAUCCAGCUCACCUCGGUGGGGGUGUCGGUCUUCACGCUCACAGCUCUCUCUGCAGACAGAUACAAAGCCAUUGUCCGGCCCAUGGACAUCCAGGCCUCUCAUGCUCUAAUGAAGAUCUGCCUCAAGGCUGCCUUGAUCUGGAUCAUCUCCAUGCUUUUGGCUAUCCCAGAGGCAGUGUUCUCUGACCUACAUCCCUUCCAUGAAGAAAGCACGAACCAGACCUUCAUCAGCUGUGCCCCAUACCCACACUCCAAUGAUCUGCACCCAAAGAUCCACUCUAUGGCUUCCUUCUUAGUCUUCUACAUCAUCCCACUGUCAAUCAUCUCUGUCUACUACUACUUCAUUGCCAAAAAUCUGAUCCAGAGUGCUUACAAUCUGCCCGUGGAAGGCAAUAUACACAUUAAGAAGCAGAUUGAAUCCCGGAAGCGCUUGGCCAAGACCGUGCUGGUGUUUGUGGCUCUCUUCGCUGUCUGCUGGCUCCCCAACCAUGUCAUCUACCUGUACCGCUCCUACCACUACUCAGAGGUGGACACCUCCAUGCUCCACUUUGUCUCCAGCAUCUGUGCCCGCCUCCUGGCCUUCACCAAUUCCUGUGUGAAUCCUUUUGCCCUCUACCUACUGAGCAAGACUUUCAGGAAACAGUUCAACACUCAGCUCCUCUGUUGCCGGCCUGGCCUGCUGGGUCGCUCCCAAAGCACCGGCAGAAGUACCACGUGCAUGACCUCCUUCAAGACGACGCAUCCCUCCAUGGCCACCUUCAGCCUCAUCAAUGGAAACAUCUGUCAUGAGGGGAGAGAGAGGCACCUUAGCAAGCACACUGCUCUACAUCACAAAAAAAGUGGAAGUCUAAAAUGAGAAGGACAAGGGCCUCGGGGGCUGAAACAAGAGUGACAGGCCCACUGGAUUGAGAUGAAAUUUGAAUAGAGUUCUGGAAC